Eucalyptus grandis is the source of this 2370-nucleotide messenger RNA. RefSeq names its product cation/H(+) antiporter 4. The transcript has 3 exons. The record is from RefSeq and is a predicted model, not a curated record. Gene Ontology annotation, biological process: regulation of pH; proton transmembrane transport. Bases 1 to 2370 code for a protein of 789 amino acids. Gene Ontology annotation, cellular component: endomembrane system; membrane. Lineage: Eukaryota; Viridiplantae; Streptophyta; Magnoliopsida; Myrtales; Myrtaceae. Gene Ontology annotation, molecular function: antiporter activity.
AUGGGUUCUAAAACUACCUCUACAGACCUUGGUAAUGAUACUUUAGCGUACACCAUAUGUCCAUACUUGCCUCCCAGAGUCAAUUCAGAUGGCAUUUGGGGGUACCUUUUCGAUCGCGUCAGCAAUCCUCUGAAUUACUCGUUGACUCGCCUGAACUUGGAGCUGAUUACGGUGUUCCUCGUCACUGAAGCUUGUCAUUUCGUGCUUAAGCGGAUUGGAAUGACAAAGCUGGUCUCGCAGAUUCUCGCUGGUAUAAUCCUCGGCCCCAAUAUGUUUGUCCACCUCAGUGGGAAAGAUGUGAGGAUUCUCUUCACUAUUGAGAGCCAGGAAUUGGUUGAUACCAUUACUCAUUUCGGUUACCUAGUUUUUAUUCUCUUAACGGGCGUGAAGAUGGACGUCAACAUGGUUCUGCUGACAGGAAAAAAUGGUCUGUACACUGGCAUAGCAUCAUUGUUGACGCCAUUGGUGUUCGGACUAUCAGGUGUGGUAAAUUUCAGUGCUUCGAGGCGGCUUCCUCGAGAGCAUAAAUUUGCUCUAGUUAAUUUUGUCGCCUUGCAGUCUAUAACACCAUUUCCCAUCGUUUCUUGCCUUCUCGAUGACCUCAAAAUCUUGAACUCGGAACUCGGCCGGCUAGGACUGUCUUCUGCACUGAUCAGUGAUGUACUCAGCAUGUUUCUGCAAGUCAUUACCACCUUGGCCAUUGGUGGAGUUGGGCAUGGAAAGCUUAAGCAAGCUUCAGGAACAUUUGCGGGUGUCCUCCUGUACCUUGUUUUCGUUGUCAAAGUGAUUCGGCCAGCAAUGAAUUGGAUCAUUAGACGAACUCCGGAAGGCAGACCGGUCAACAAUGGGUACGUCUAUGCCAUAAUCCUGUACUUUGUUGCCUCUACGGUGAUAUUCCAAUUGGUGGGGAUCCCCAGUUUCUUCGCGCCAUUUAUUCUGGGUUUAGCCAUUCCUGAUGGCCCGCCAUUAGGAGUCUCCUUAGUGGAGAAGUUAGAUUGCUUCACUUCGGGUGUGCUUUUGCCUCUUUUCAUUACUACGAGGGUGAUGAAGGCCAACUUUGCAGACAUCCAAUACAGCAGCGACUUCCUUCAGGUUAGCAGCAUAAUCACCGCAAUAGUAGUCGUGGCGAAAUUCAUAGGCUCUAUGAUUCCUUCAAUAGUCUUGAAGAUACCUAAACGAGACAUGUUGGCCCUUGCUUUCAUAAUGAGCAGCAAAGGCGUGGUCGACUUGGUUGCAGUGAGCUUCGUCAGAGACAAUAAGAUUCUGACCAAUGACAUCUACUCUUUCAUGGUUGUGGUCAUCUUGGCGAUCGCAAUCAUCACUCCAUAUGGCGUGAAGUACUUCUAUGACCCUUCCAGGAAAUAUGCAGGCUACCAGCAGAGGAACAUCUUGCAUCUGAAACCCAAUGCCGAGCUCCGAAUUGUCGCCACCAUUCAUCGACCUGAUAAUGUUGCAGCGAUCCUCAACUUAUUAGAUGCCACUUGUCCCACCAAAGAACGACCCAUCGCCCUCUAUGGCCUCCACCUCAUCGAGCUGGUCGGCCGAGCCACUCCUCUCUUUAUUUCUCAUAGGAUGCAGAGGAGGGUUCUCAUCAAAAACUCGUACUCCGAGAACAUCAUCGCGGCCUUCAGCCACUACGAGCAAGACCACUGGGGCACCAUAUCAGCAAACGUCUACACAGCAAUCUCCCCGCCAAGGUUGAUGAACGAGGACAUAUGCAUGUUGGCACUUAACAAGCUCGCCUCCCUCAUAGUACUACCCUUUCACCGUAAAUGGUCCGAGGAUGGGUCCCUGGAAUCAGAGGACAAAAAGCUGAGGAUGCUGAACAGCAGUGUUCUUGAGAGGGCUCCUUGCUCGGUGGGUAUAUUAGUGGACCGUGGUUUCUUAGGAGGCUCCAAUUCGCUGGUGUCGUCAGCUCAGUCACCACUUCGAGUGGCCAUGAUCUUUCUCGGAGGCAAUGACGACAGGGAGGCAUUGACUCUGGCUAAGCGCAUGGCAAGCGGUGCAAACAUCACUCUCGAAGUCAUCCACAUCACCCACCAUUCAGACAAAGGCAUUUCCAACUGGGAAAAGAUGUAUGAUUCUGAAGUCUUAAAGGAUGUCAAGAGCGGUAGCAUUGGUAGCAGGAAUGUUUCGUACAGAGAGGAGAUGGUGGAUGACGGACCUAACACUGCACUGAUAAUAAGACCUAUGGGGAACAAGUAUGACCAUAUUAUAGUGGGGCGGCGCCAGAGAGAAGCGUCCCCUCAGACAUCGGGACUUCACGAAUGGAGUGAAUUCCCUGAGCUUGGGGUCAUUGGAGACCUGCUCGCUACAACAGAUAUCAUAGGAAGUUUUUCGGUCUUGGUCAUUCAACAACAGAAGGUCUAG